Molecule: messenger RNA, 954 nt
Organism: Microtus ochrogaster (prairie vole)
Lineage: Eukaryota; Metazoa; Chordata; Mammalia; Rodentia; Cricetidae
Product: olfactory receptor 4C45-like
Biological process (GO): G protein-coupled receptor signaling pathway
Cellular component (GO): membrane
Molecular function (GO): olfactory receptor activity; G protein-coupled receptor activity
Source: RefSeq, a predicted model, not a curated record
UUAAAUUAUCCUCAUUGUAAACUGAUGGAAAGCAUGAGCAAUGUCACAGAAUUCAUUCUCCUGGGCUUGACUCAAGAUCAAAAUUUGAAGAAACUCUUUUUUAUUGUGUGUUUAGUAAUCUAUGUGAUUACACUGGCAGGCAACACGCUCAUCUCAGUCACCAUCUUCAUCAGUCCACCCCUGUCUACUCCCAUGUACUUUUUUCUGUCCUACUUAUCCAUCAUAGAUGGUUUCUACUCUUCUUCCAUAGCACCCAAAAUGAUCUAUGACUUAAUUUCUGAGAAGAGCACUGUAUCAUUCAAUGGCUGCAUGACCCAGCUUUUUGCUGAGCAUUUUUUCGCAGGAGCUGAAAUCAUCUUGCUGAUUGCCAUGGCUUAUGAUCGCUAUGUAGCCAUAUGCAAGCCCUUGCACUAUAUGACCAUCAUGAACCGUUCUCUGUGUGUUUCCUUGGUGGGAGCUGCUAUAAGUUUGGGAUUCAUCCAUGGAGGAAUACAGAUUUUAUUUAUGGCCAAGUUACCAUUCUGUGGCCCCAACACCAUCAACCACUUUAUGUGUGAUUUAAUACCACUCCUCGAGUUGGCCUGCACUGACACUCACAUUCUUGGGCCCCUGAUUGCUGCCAACAGUGGGUCACUGUGUUUCCUUACUUUCUCUAUGCUGGUUGCUUCCUAUAUAGCCAUCCUUCACUCCCUGAGGAAUCACAGUUCAGAAGGUCGUCGCAAGGCCCUGUCUACCUGUGCUUCUCACGUAACUGUCGUUGUCUUAUUCUUUGUACCUUGUUCAUACCUGUACCUAAGGCCUAUGACUUCCUUUCCCACUGACAAAGCCGUGACUGUAUUUUGUACCCUGGUGACACCUAUGUUGAACCCUUUAAUCUAUACCCUCAGAAAUGAAGAGGUCAAAAAAGUUAUGAAGAAGCUCUGGGGUCAAAUGUGCAAAGCUGGUGAUAUAUAA